CUGCUGGCGUUUUCGUUCAAACUUACCACAGCAGAUAUUGGACGAGGAGAGACACACUGAACGUAUUUUACUGAAGGGCAGUGUUGUAACAUCAAAAAAUGGCGGAGUGUGAGGCAGACUGGGAGUUGUGCAAAGAAAACAUUCAGCCACUGAGACGUGGCCGUGCCAUCUCAGCCCUGCAUCAAGCACUCAGCCAGCAGCAAGAGGGUUCCAACAGUGUCAUUAACCAACAAAAACAGGCAUUUGAGUUAGAGCUGCGCAUGUAUGAUGGUGAUGAUCCUCUUGAUGUCUGGGACAGGUACAUUAAAUGGACAGAACAGACAUACCCACAGGGUGGAAAAGAGAGCAGCUUGAAUCUUCUUUUGGAGCAAGCAGUCAUGAAGUUUACAGAAGAUACAAAGUAUCAUAAUGAUUCGCGCUAUGUUGAUCUUUGGAUCAAAUUUAUGGAAGGUUGUUCAGACCCUUUGGAUGUUUACCGAUACAUGCGAGCUCAGGGAAUUGGUACAAUGCAGGCAUCGUUCUAUAUUGCAUGGUCUGAAGAAUAUGAGAAAAGAGGAAACUCACGUAUGGCUGACAGUGUAUUCCAAGAAGGUUUAAAGUGUGGUGCUGAACCUCUUGACAGACUUCAGCAGUUUCACAAGGCUUUGCAGGCACGUGUGUGUAGACAGAUGAUGGCACCAGUGGUUGAAGAGGAAAAAGAAGAUGAGCCACAAAGAAUUUCCCUGGUGGAGCUGAAAGCCAAGGGAAAGAAAAAAGCUAUUGCUCCAAUCAACAGGGUGGCUGGCUCAAUUGGCGUUUCCCGAGGCCUGCAGUUCAAGCAACCACUUGGGCCAAGCCAGAACGGCAGACUUAUGAUAUAUGAUGAGAAUAAAGAGCACUUUGAACCUCAGGAGCCUACACCUGAAAGUUGGUCAGCCCAUCCAACUGCUAAGGCUAAGGAGAAUGAACGGAAACCAGAUAAAUGGACCAAUGCCAAGUUGCCACAGAAGUCCAGGUUUGGCCAUCCUACGUUGGUGGUUCCACCACCAAAGCCGACUUUCCAGCCAUUUGUAGAGGACAGUGAUCAGCCUCCUGCAGUAACUCCAUGUAAAAUUAACCCAGCAGUGAACACAGUGCUGUCUGCCAGAAAGCCACGUCGUGAGGAACAGACUCCGCUGAAGAGGCUGCAGGAGAGGCAGCAGCACAUGCAGCUGCAGCAGGAAGAUGAGCCCAAGACUGGAGAGAAGAGCAUGUACUGUAAAGAGCUGCUGUUUAGCGGUAUUACAGAGUUCUCUUUUGAAGAGCUGCGAGCUGAACGGUACCGUCAGAAAUGCAGCCAGAGAGUAGAAGCAGCCAGCAGUGAUGCUAACAGCCCAGAGGAGAUUGCUUCUAGUCAAAAUGACUGAUCAAAGAGUGGCUAGAAGAUCUAAAUAUUAUCAUUUCAAAUGGGCAUCAGUGGGCAUUUUUUGGUCUUGUGGUUGAUACAAAGAAAUAGAAUCACAUUUGAAGCGAGAUCAGACAGAAGCAAUACUACAAGCGGUUCAUUGGUUGCUUCUCUUUAGCUGUUACUGUUGCACUGUAGCUGUGAAUAUUGACUAUAUACAGUGCCUGAUUGAUGAAACCUUUUGGACUUUUGUAAAUAUUUUCCCUAUAAUAUUUUUACACCACCAUAUUCUUUCUCUGUUUUGGCAGUUGUAUUGUACUUUUAUAGUUUAUUAGGGUCGAAUGUGGUGUGGAGCCUUGUAAGAAUUUUGUGCCACUUUGUGCACAUUGUUUUUUAUCCUUUUAGAUUUACACUGGCCACACAUUGUAAGAACUGUCUAGUUUGUAAUAAACAAUCAUUUUGGAAAAAAA
This is a messenger RNA of Trichomycterus rosablanca, 1833 nucleotides long. It is a transcript of the gene bub1bb, whose product is annotated as BUB1 mitotic checkpoint serine/threonine kinase Bb. Gene Ontology annotation, biological process: mitotic spindle assembly checkpoint signaling; meiotic sister chromatid cohesion, centromeric. Gene Ontology annotation, molecular function: protein kinase activity. The transcript is spliced from 9 exons. Bases 99 to 1385 code for a protein of 428 amino acids. Gene Ontology annotation, cellular component: nucleus. The record is from RefSeq and is a predicted model, not a curated record. Lineage: Eukaryota; Metazoa; Chordata; Actinopteri; Siluriformes; Trichomycteridae.